AUGGAUUCGGGAGGUUUCAAUGUUAAAUAUAACACCAACAACAAAUCAUUACAGUCUAAAAAUCUUGCUCUCAGCUACAUAGCUAAACAAUUUGUGUUUACCACCACUGUAAAUGAUAACAAGUUGUUUGGUGGCUCAGUUUUCAAAAAAUUAUCUGAUCAAUUAGAUUUUGGUUUGCAAGUUUCUUGGUCAUCUGAAAACAAUGAUUCUUCACUUGUUGUUGGUACCCAAUACCAACUGAACAAUGAUGUUAAGUUGCGAGCCAAGAUCAAUAACAAGAGUCAGUUGUGCCUAGGUACUGGUAUUAAAAUCAAAGAUGGUGUUACAUUGACAUUGACCAGCUUAUUGGAAUGUCGUCAGUUCAACCAGGGCGGUCACAAAUUUGGUAUCGGCUUGGAAAUUGCUUUGUAA
Molecule: messenger RNA, 411 nt
Organism: Macrosiphum euphorbiae (potato aphid)
Lineage: Eukaryota; Metazoa; Arthropoda; Insecta; Hemiptera; Aphididae
Source: the annotation of a GenBank genome assembly